This is a messenger RNA of Salarias fasciatus (jewelled blenny), 3448 nucleotides long. RefSeq names its product importin-13-like. The record is from RefSeq and is a predicted model, not a curated record. Gene Ontology annotation, biological process: protein import into nucleus. The transcript is spliced from 21 exons. Gene Ontology annotation, molecular function: small GTPase binding. Bases 236 to 3148 code for a protein of 970 amino acids. NCBI's taxonomy places the organism in Eukaryota, Metazoa, Chordata, Actinopteri, Blenniiformes, Blenniidae. Gene Ontology annotation, cellular component: cytoplasm.
UCCGUGUUGCCAGUGAGCAGCGACCACUUUCCGGUCCCGGGCGGCGUCGCGCGUGAGCGCACUGCCCACAUGUGGACUGUAUGGACAGCUGAGUGACCCGCCGCGUCCUCUGAUUUGACACACUCUGGAGGACGCCGAGUGUCCCUUCAGAAUCACUACCUCCAUUCACCGACCGGGCUCUCCAGAAGAACGGUCUACCCCCCAAAACACCGGGAGCGUCCCGCAGGCACGCCCGAUGGAGCCGCCGGUCGACCCGGGCCACGGCCCGCCGGAGCUGGAGUUAACGGUGGAGAACGUGGAGUCGGCUCUCUACCAGCUGUACUUCGAUCCAGACAUGGAGCAUAAGAACGAGGCCCAGAAGUGGCUGAGCCAGGCCCAGGCCUCAGCCCAGGCCUGGCAGUUCAGCUGGGCCCUGCUGGCCUCGGACAAGAUCCCUGAGGUCCAGUUUUUCGGUGCCAGCACCCUCCACACCAAGAUCUCCCGCCACUGGAGCGACGUCCCCCCAGAGCAGCAGGACAGCCUGAGGAUCCAGCUGCUCUCCAGCAUCCUGCGCUUCUCCUCCGGACCCAAGAUGGUCCUGACCCGUCUGUGUGUGGCGCUGGCCUCCAUGGCUCUGAACCUGAUCCCCCAGGCCUGGCCGCAGCCCGUGGCGGACAUGGUCAGGGCCUUCCAGCCUCAGGUCCCGGACGCGGAGGACGGGUCUGGGUCCGGGGCCGAGGCCGCCCGGGACCCCCAGGCUCACUGCCUGGCCCUGCUGGAGCUCCUCACCGUGCUGCCGGAGGAGUUCCAUAGCAGCCGCCUGGCGCGGGCCCGCCGCGGCCAGCUGAGGGAGGCGCUGGCCGGGGAGUGGGCGGCGGUCUGCCCCAUGCUGAGGCAGCUGCUGCAGAGCCGGGACUCCACCGGCCCGGUGAAGGAGAAGGUGCUGCGCUGCCUGUCCAGCUGGGUGGGGCUGGACGUGCCGCUGGGAGACAGCCAGGAGCUGGUCCAGGACUGCUUCGCCGCCCUGUCUGUCCCCGAGCUGUUUGACACGGCCGUGGAGACCAUCGUCAACGCCGUCUCACAGCCCGACUGCCAGAGGUACGCCGCCGCCCUGGUGGACCUGAUGCCUCUGGUUCUGGGUCUCCACGACCGGCUGAAGACGGCGGCUCAGGACGGGGACAUGGAGACCUCACACGGCAUCUGCCGGAUCGCCGUGGCCAUGGGGGAGACCCACUCCAGGGUUUUGCUGGAGCAGGUGGACCACUGGCAGGAGUAUCUGGCUCUGGUUAACAUGAUUCUGUUCUGCACGGGGAUUCCUGGACACUACCCGGUCAGCGAGACCACCAGCUCCCUGACGCUCACCUUCUGGUACACUCUGCAGGAUGAUAUCCUGUCGUUUGAGGAGGAGAAGCAGGCAGUUUACCUGCAGAUCUACCGACCGGUUUACUUCCAGCUGGUGGACGUGCUGCUGCAUAAAUCCCACUACCCGUCCCAGGAGGAGUACGCCUCCUGGUCCUCCGACGACAAGGAGCAGUUCAGGAUCUACAGGGUGGACAUCUCCGACACGCUGAUGUAUGUGUACGAGAUGCUGGGGGCGGAGCUGCUCAGCAGCCUCUACGACCGGCUGGGCAGACACCUGAUGGACCCCCAGCAGUCUGCCGCAUGGCAGGACACCGAGGCUCUGUUAUUUGGCUUCCAGUCCAUAGCUGAGACCAUUGAUGUGAACUACUCUGAUGUUAUUCCUGGUCUGAUCGGUCUGAUCCCCAGAAUCAACAUCAGCAACAUCAUGCUGGCCGACACCGUCAUGUACACCAUAGGCUCUCUGGCUGAGUGGCUGGCCGACCACCCGGUGAUGCUGGGUGGCAUUUUACCCAUGGUGCUUCAGGGCCUGGAGAAGCCGGAGCUGUCGGUGUCCAGCGUGUCGACGCUGAAGAGGAUCUGCAGGGAGUGUCGGCUCGACCUGGGCCCCUUCGCUCAGGACAUCCUGGCCGUGUCGCAGGACGUGCUGCUGAAAGAGACACACAAGAGCAGCCAGUGCAUGUGGCUGAUGCAGGCCAUGGGGUUCCUGCUGUCCGCCCUGCCGGUGGAGGAGGUUUUGGGCAGACUGCACACACUCAUCAGCCCCCACAUCCAGCAGCUGGACUCCCUGGCUCAGCAGGAGCCUGAUCCCAGCAGCAAACAGACGAUCAGCCACAUCCUGGGGAUGCUGUCCAGCCUCUUCACCACGCUGGACAUCAACCGGGACGUGGACGGCCCGGAGGGAGCAGCCGGUCCCGGACCCACCGCGGCGCCGUGCAAGCAAAACCCGGUCGUCGUUGUCCUGCAGCAAGUUUUCACGUUGAUCCAGAGCAUUCUGGGCAAAUGGCUCCAUGAGGCGGAGGUGGUGGAGGCAGUGUGCGGGCUCUUUGAUAAAUCGGUCCGAACCCUGCUCCACGACUUCGGGCCCAUGGUGCCGCAGCUGAGUGAGAUGUUGGGUCGGAUCUACAGCAGCUCCCCCCAGGCCGCCGCUCUGGACCUGGCCCGCCAGAUGGUUCACAUAUUUGCUGCAGACGAACUUCACGUCUCCCACAUCACAGGCCUGACGGAGGCGCUGACGUCCAGCACGCUCGCCAUAUUUCAGCAAGGGCCACGGGAUCAUCCAGACAUCGCAGAGUCUUUUAUGCUCCUUCACGCUCAGAUUCUUAAAAGGAAGCCCGAUUUGUAUCUGUGUGAGCAGCUGGAUGUCAAAGCCCUGUUUUACUGUGGAAUUCUGUCGGUCAAGUUUCCGGAGACUCCGACUGUAAAGGCAGCGUGUGUGUUCUUUGCAGAGUUUCUCGGCCGCUGUAAAGACAUGCCGAGGCUGGGCGCGGCGCUGCACGCCGACGGGCGGCUGCUGACCGAGACGCUGCUGCAGGCGGUCGGAGGCGCGUCGCCUCGCAGCCUGACGGAGCACUUCGCGGAGGUGCUGCUGAAUCUGAACCGACACUCUCCGGCUCUGCUGGCCCAGUGGCUGCAGGAGACCCUGCAGACCCCGGGGUUCCCCUCGUCCCACGUCUCCACGGACCAGAAGCAGGCCUUCACCCAGCAGCUGUUAAGGGAACAAACCAACAAGCGUCGAGUCAAAGAGAUCGUCAAGGAGUUCUCUCUGCUGUGCCGAGGCCUGCAGGGCUCUGGGUACUCAGAUUACUAGGCCCAGGCAGUAAUCGCUCCCACACAGCCGUCAUCGAUGAAGACCGAGUUAAAUUAGAUCAACUCCUGUUCUCCAAAACUUCCCACAAUGCUUCCAGGCUGCGGCUCGCUGUGGAGUUUCCUCAGUCUUUUAAGGUUAAUGAUUGCUGCGCUUCUCAGAUGGUCACGUGACCACGCCGACAGGUAUCUCCUCAAGCCCGCCAUCCAGGUUUCAAGCCUCAGCCUCGUGGGACGGCCGAAACCGAAACCCGAUCGGUGGACGAAGAGUCAGAAAGAACAGGAGGGCCGGUGGAGAGUGGUC